GACAGACAAAGCGACAAACUGACACUCCAACUAACUCUACCACCUUCCUCUUGAUGAUAAAAGAAGGUUUCAUUUUCAUGUGCAAUGAGUCCUUAGCAAACGAACACAACGUUUCGGAGUGAAUUAAUUAAACACAUUUAGUCUGGAGAGCUUCGCUCAGAGCUUUCUAGAUCCUCCUGAAACGAUUAUCUCACCAUAGAACGAAUCAAUCCUCAGAGGCUAGAUCAAAUCUAUCGCCAUGUCUGGCUCUGUACCUCAGAAUCCCACUGCACAGCAUGUCGCUGCCCUUCUUCCCAAAUUGAGCGACGCCGACUCAGAUUUCCGGUACAUGUCCUUGAACGACUUGUAUAACAUACUCAACAAUGGCCAUCCUGGAUUUCUACUCAAUGACCAAAGCGUCUGCAUCCGAACAGCAGACGGGUUGCUAAAGACGUUGGACGACCAGAACGGCGAAGUGCAGAAUUUGGCUAUAAAAUGCUUAGGGCCUCUAGUUCAUAAGGUGCCGUCCGGUAUAUUAGCCCCAUUGAUCGAGAAGCUUUCGAACCUUACUACUACGAAUGCCGUUGACAACUCGAUUGCGGCCACCGCCCUACGAACAGUCGUAGAGACCCUUCCUCGACCGGUCUAUGGAUUGCCCCCGUCACGGCCUGCACAGGACGCAUAUUCGGCUAUCAGCAGGGUCUUAAUACCACGCUUAGUUGGCUACAAUGCCCUUGGACCGAAACAGGUAUCAAAGUUGUCACCCGGAAUGCUCGAAGUAACCCCCGAGAAGGGUGUGGAUAGUGAUGCCUUGGACGUCUUGACAGAGAUCGCGCGCUGCUUUGGUCCAGUCCUUCAAGACGCUGAAAUCCAGGCAUUGCAAGAAGCUGCUUUCAAUAUACUAAAGAAUGCCUCCACAAGUUCAGUCGUCAAGAAGAAAGCUGUUUAUGCAACUUCAAUCCUGGCGGUUUAUUUCCCCGAUGAGCUGCUCAGUUCAUUCAUCUCACAAGUUAUCGAGAACCUUCGCGACCCCCAUUUGACUUAUUCCAAGAGAAGGACCUUGAUUGGCACGGUGGGCUCUCUCGCACGAUCGAUUCCUCAGAAAUUUGGCCCCUAUUUGAGGACACUGGCACCGUUUGUACUGAGUGCGUUGAGCGAGCAGGAACUCGAUGAACAGAUGCAAGACGUUGAGGAUGAGGAUGGACAGGAUCCUGAGGCGGAUGAAGUUCGUGAAGCUGCUUUGGUCGCAUUGGAUGCUUUCCUUUCGUCCUGCAGUUCCGAAAUGCGGCGUUUCACCGAGGAGUCCAUUCAGGCUGGCCUUCGCUUCCUGAGAUAUGACCCCAACGUGGCCAAUACCGAUGACGAUGAUAUUGACGAAUAUGAAGACUCUGAUGGAGAUAUCGAAGAAGAUGAGGAUUUUGAGGAGGAAGGUGGUUUCAGUGAUGACGACGACAUGAGCUGGAAGGUCAGGCGAUGCGCUGCCAAGGUCCUGUAUACGAUCAUUUCUACACGUGCCAAUGGCGAUCUCUUAGAGGAUGGGACGCUGUACGAACAGAUUGCUCCGGUACUCGUAAGCCGCUUCAAAGAGAGGGAAGAUAACGUUCGACUGGAGAUCUUGGCAACGAUGAGUUCACUGGUCCGGAAAACGGGCGAGGGUGUUCCCGUGUUAAGCAGCCCGGCUCAGGAAGAUGGUCUCGCCUCGGCCAUGGGGCCGCCCAUGAGCAGAAAAAGAAGACGAGGUAGCGAUACUAGCAUGUUUGACGUUCAAACUUCUAUUUCUCUCUCUACUGGCGUAGCAUCUCCUGCGGUGCAGUCGCCCCCUUCAUCGGGGCCAAAGGCGAAUCUGGCUGACCUAGUGCCCUCUAUUAUCACUGAGAUUUCCAAGCUUCUCAAAGGGCAUUCAAUUCCUACCAAGCAGGCUUCUAUCUCUCUGCUGAGAGACAUUGUCAAUGUGCAGCGUGGCGGGUUAUCUGAUUUUCUGGGUCAGAUCAUGGCGCCGUUAGUGGAUGCUGUGAAGGUGGCUAGCUCCGUUGGAGGCUCCAUGUCAACGGCCACAGCCGCUACUGGAAGUGCAGCAUCUGCAACGGGCGGCACCCUUCGAAUUGAGGCCCUUGCUUUGACCAGUGCCAUAAUCGAGACUCACCCAUCUGCGGUUCUGCAGCCAUACCUCGCCAAGCUGGUUCCUGCCAUUGUGGUGGCCAUUACUGACAAGUCUUACAAGGUGUCGACUGAAGCUCUUGGUACCACCGAGCAGCUCAUCAAAGCGCUUACGCCUCCACGUGGUACUGGCAACCAACACUCCGAGGAGUACUUGCUUCAACUUUAUGAUGCGGCUAUUAAUCGAGUAGCUGCCACUGAAGCCGACUUGGAAGUCAGGCAGCGCGCAAUUCAUGCUCUAGGUGUCUUGCUCGCUCGCGCCUCCGGCCAUCCCAGCCUCCUUUCGGCGGAGAAGAGAACCAGAGGCCUGGAUGUUCUUCUCGAUAGACUCCGGAACGAGACCACUCGACUUGCGGCUGUUCGUGCAAUUGAUGCAGUUGCCUCCAUGGCGAGUGACAAGAAGGAAUUUUCGGCUCCCUGGGUGCAGCAAGUUGCACUAGAACUCGGCGCGCAGCUUCGCAAGGCAGACAGAUCGCUACGCGGCGCCAGCCUCGGUGCAUUGAAGAACCUAGUGUUGAAUCCCAACGGACUUGCGAAUUUGGACGAUCAGACAAUCGCCGGUCUAGUUGAUCUAUUGUCGCCACUUCUGACGGUUGAUGAUCUUCAUCUUCUCGGUCCUGCUCUCAUCGUCCUGGCGAAACUGGCUCAUGGCAAUGCCAAAUUAGUGGCGAAAGACGAUAUAAACAAAGCUUUGUGCAGCAUCGUAGUUGCCCCGCUUAGCGGUUUCGUUCUCGAUCCGUUACUCAGCCUGGUCGCAGCGAUCGGUGAGCAGGGCGCCGGGGGGCCACUUAUGCAAGGGUUAUUGAAGGAUGUUGGAGUUGGCGGUGAUCCGACCGUUGUAGGCAAAGCUCUAGGAACGCUCUUAGUGCAUGGCCAGUCUACGGUUGGCGUUGAGCUAAAUGACUUUGUUGCAGAGCUACAGUCUGCAUCGGACGAUCAGCGCAAGUGUUUGUCUUUGGCUGUUCUCGGGGAAGCUGGGCUGCGCCUGGGCUCAUCGUACUCUCUUACUCCUGAUCUUUUCAUUUCAUACUUUUCAUCAAAGUCCGAUCAAGUGUCUCUCGCAGCCUCAAUUGCUCUGGGUAGAGCAAGUGCAGGAAAUGUGGACAAGUAUCUCCCUGUAAUCCUGUCCACGUUGCCCGAGGCUGGCAACUCGCAGUACUUGUUCCUGCACUCUAUCAAAGAAGUUCUGCAGCAUGCGAACGAGCCGAAGACGAACAUUGCUCCAUUUAGCAGACAAAUUUGGGACACUCUUAUCACGUCGACGCAGUCGGAAGACAACAAGGCUGUUGGAGCUGAGUGUCUUGGAAGGCUGGCAGUGGUUGAUCCUCGAAACUAUCUUCCACUUCUUCAGUCUUGCCUGCAAGACCGUAUCGUUGCAGUCCGCAGCAUGGCCAUUCAAGCAAUCCGAUACACCCUUACCGAGGCCGAUGAUGCCUACGAAGAUGCUCUUCGACCAAACCUCGUUGGCAUUUUCGUCACCAUGUUGACCGACGUUGAUUUAGAAAACCGACGUUUGGCAUUAAGCUCGCUCAAUUCUGCCGUGCACAACAAGCCAGAACUGGUGAUGCCUAACCUGGGCCAACUCCUUCCCAUUGUCAUGAAGGAAACAAAUAUCCGAGCCGAGCUCGUGCGGGAAGUCCAAAUGGGUCCAUUCAGACACAAGGUCGACGAUGGCCUAGAAGUCCGAAAGUCUGCAUACGAAACUCUCUAUGCGCUUUUGGACACGGCUUUUUCACGAAUCAAUGUAUCUGAUUUUUACGAUCGAGUCAUUGCCGGCCUAGACGACGAGCAUGACAUUCGCGUCCUGUGCAACCUGAUGUUGACUAAACUCAUCGCUCUUGCGCCCAAUGAGACGGGUAUGCGUCUCGAUGCCAUUGCCGACCGGUUCCGCGCCAUUCUGUCGUUCAAGCCUAAAGAUAAUGCGGUCAAGCAAGAACUCGAAAAAGUCGCCGAGGCUAACAAGGGUGUACUCCGCGUCAGUUUGCAACUUUCUCGUGCAUUCCCCGGAGCUGGUUCCAAUCCGACGAGUAUUCCGUAUUCUCAGUCCUGGCCACUCUUUUGGGACUGGGUUCGUCGAGAUUUUGCGGGGCAGUUGAAGACUGUAGAGGACGAGUCCAAGGGACAGGCUGUCUAAGCUGUCAGGGUCAUCUCAAACACAUUUUCCUACCUAGGUUCGGCUUGAGCUACGCGCAACGGUCAAGCACACUGCCCUAGUCGGGCAUAUGCAAUUGUUGCUGCAAAGGGCAUCAUAUUUUUUUUUUAUCUUGCCAUGAUUUUUUGCCUAGUAGUAGCAUAGCGCAGUGCAUAUCCCAUCGUCUCUGUAAAUGACGCCAAAAGAAAAAAGGGUUCAAAAAGCAGUCAUGGUCAUAAGAAAUGUCAAAUUUAGAUUGUCAGCC
Molecule: messenger RNA, 4532 nt
Organism: Xylona heveae TC161
Lineage: Eukaryota; Fungi; Ascomycota; Xylonomycetes; Xylonales; Xylonaceae
Product: cullin-associated NEDD8-dissociated protein-like protein
Exons: 5
Coding region: 239-4270 (1343 amino acids)
Biological process (GO): protein ubiquitination; SCF complex assembly
Cellular component (GO): nucleus
Source: RefSeq, a predicted model, not a curated record